GUCAUGUAUGCAGAAGUCAGUCGUGAGAAGCAUUGUUCAUCCCUCUGGGAAAUUAUUUCCAUUGCAUUUACCCCAUCCUAACUACUUAUGACCAGUGAGUAGCCAUACUGCAGCACCUGGGACCAAAUUCAGUUCUAAGAUCAAGGAAAAAGGCUCAAGGUCAUCAGAACAAGGAGAAACCGCCUGAAGAACAGCUUUUUCCCAAGAGCUGUGGAUAUGCUGCUGCAAUCUUGAAUGUUGUUCAGGUAAUGCCAAACUGUGCUUAACACACACUGAAUGCACUUUAUCCAAUUGCUGGACCAGUUAGGUCUUAAUACUAACAUUGCUGUUGCUUUUUUUUUUUUUUUUAAACGUAUGUUCUAUUGCUUCAUUUUAUUAUUUUAUACAAUCCUUUUAUGGCGUAUUUAUUUAUAUAUCUGCUAAGUUCAAUGGUUUGUUCUAAAAUGCCUUUCGUCGUUAUCUAUCUAAGAAAAAUUGCUGAAAAAGUUUGACUACUUUGCCCCAAAAUAAGGUUUAAAAAGCAUUUUUCCCAACUAUGCAUGCGUCACAACUACCACAACUACCACAACUGCAGUCAAAGUAAAACAGACCCUUACGUCGGUGGAACCACACGAUUGGCUGAAAUAUUUUUCCCGCUUUGGCUGUUAAAAGCAGAAGAUUGACUUUCUAGAGGGAGGGGCGCCAACUUUGGCGUUACGGGCUUUCCCCAUUUUAUUGUGGAUGUGAUUGAGUGGCGUCUCUCCUCCAUAGAACAUCACUGUGCACAGUAUACUGAGCUACAGUUAGCAGUGCAUCUAGAAUUUACUUUAGCAACAAGUAUGUUGUAAGUUACUAAAUCAAAGAGAGCUAAGGCAUCAAGGAUAUCAGACAGCGUGUUUCGUCUGUAGUCCAUCCAAGAGAAUCCAUUUUGCCUGUUGUUGUUGUUGUGGCUUCAUCUUGUUUGUCUUGUUCUUCCAUUUUAAUAUGACACAGUUGGUGCGUGAAUAAGUACGUACUUUAACUCACACAGAGGAAAUCAGUUGAGUGGGAGGUCCUUUAACGUGGGCCAGGACACAAAUUUGCGUACACACUGCGAAAAGAAUGAGGCCAUAUUUGGCCCAUGUGGUCUAAAUGAUCGGAAUGAAUGCAUCCUCAGUGCGCCUUAGGGGUAUUCACACCUUACUUAGAUCACCCAAAAUGCAUGUUUAUGCCAGGUGUAAACAGUGCCUUUUUAGGCCCCAUCCACACUACUGCGUUUUCAAAUUUUGCUACGUUUGCACCUCCCGUCCAGACUAAAACGGAGAAGUUUGGAAACUCUGGCAACCCCGUUUUGCGAUUGGUUUACAGUAAUGUCACAUUGGACAGACCACCAAAACAGCAAAAUAACGUGUCUUUACAACAGAAAAAGUGACAAAUUACCUGGAGAUUCAGUAUAUGUCAGGGUCCAACUGAAUGAAGGCAGAAACUCAUCAACCUAUAUUUCUUUAAUUCUUUCUACAUAACGAAGCAGAUCAGUUAUCUGCAAUGACAUUUCAAAUGUUUGCCUGACUGACCAAAGGAUCUGAGCUCCUAAUGGCUAAAAAGCAUUAUGGUUUUCAUAUUUUAUGCUUUUAAGUGGGCCAAGACCUGUGAAUCUGCAUUUGCCGCCAGUCAAAUUGGAGGGGCUACUUUCACCCAAAAAGGGACGGGAGCAUGAGGCAGGGACAAAGUACACGGAUGUGCUGCUCUCAUCCGAGCCGCAACCGCAACGACUUUCCAUUGGAAGCAGGAGUCUAACUAAUUUCCUCAGUGGUAACUUGGGCUAUGGCUUGGAUAUGUGGUUUAAUUGUGACAACAUGCUAUAACAUAUACAUUUAUAUUUAAUAAUAUUUCCCAAUUAGUUUUUUGUUUUGUUUUGCAUCAGCAAAACCACAACCACUUGAUCAGACUUGUCUAGUCAAAUGUAAUUUUGCAGUUUGGCAAACGUGGUGUGUUAGCUUUAUGUCAGAAAACAAGCACCAUGCAUAUUCACUGCAUUAAGGGUGACCACACAGGCUCAGCCGGGUGGGACUGAGGCAGCAUUUCUCCACCAUCCAUCACCUUAUGAUGAUGAUGUGAAAUACCAAAGCUACAUCGAGAACAUGAAGUCUUUUAAUAGCCAUAUCAGUAAUUUUUACAUCAUGUAUAUCUCAUGAAUCUCAUCUUUUCCCAAUGUUAAGCUUCCUGGUAAAAAAAUUGUGAUGACUGAUCAAUAGCAAUAGGGUUAGAGUGGAUCUGAAAAUGUCUUGUAAACUAAAUAAUGUCAUGUAAUGUAAACCAUACCCUCAACAGCACUCAGAUUUUCUGUGGAGCUGGUUAUUUGAGGACAAAAAUUGGCACAGGGCUUGUACAAAAUUCCCAUGUUAAUAUCAGUCUUGGUGAAAUUUAAUGUUUUUGUCACCAGUGGGAAUGAGUGAAUACAGACCCUGGGAACAAAAUGAGACCCCCCCGACUUCAACAGCCCCCUCUGCUUUAUCAGUGUAAUUCUGUAAGGAGAUCAUGAAUAGCAAGAGAGAGAGAGACCCUAUUGAGACGAGCCAUUCUUUACAUCGUAACUUAACUCCAUACCUUCCCCUAUAACACCUUGACAAGGAGAAUCCCUCCAAAUGAUGGGUUGUGGAGGGACACCAUUGCUGCAGGCUGCAUCCCUGUAAUUGCUGAGCACUUCCUCGUACAGGAGGCAGUUGAGAUGACAUGGGAAUGGGCGCGUCUCCAAAGACACACGCACUUUAUGGUGUCACUGCCCCGAGACAGACAGGCACGCACACACACACUUCUCCUAUAAUGAUAUAUUUUAAUUUUUAAAGCCAAAUUUUUUUUUUAAUAUAACUGAAUACAUAUUUUGUUUCUCUGAUGAAACACAUUACCCUGUUUGUGAAAACCUUUACAUAUUUUUACCACUAUUUUAUGUUUAUGGUUUGUUUGGGGUAAAUAGUAGAAGAACUGGGUUGUUAGCAUAAGCAGUGGUAGCGCCCAUGAAUGAACAGACAAUGAGAAGAGCACCACCUGCAGAACCUUAAACUUAAUUUAUAUAUAAAAAAGAAAAUGAAAGGAAAAUUAAGGACAGUUCAAAUGUGUCACACUUUGGUUCGAUUGACAGAUGGGGAUCAAUUCAAAAUAGGAAAGUUAUUAAUUAACAUUUGAAUCAUGAAAUGUGUAAUACAAAAAAGGGAACAUACAGAUAGCCACACAAAAUACACAAGCAUAUAUAUAUUCUCAUAUAUAUACACACACACACAUGCACAAAGGCUCUUGGCAGAUGGUGAACCAUGAGGUUGACAGGGCUGUAAAACAAGCCCGUUCUCUUUGUCCACCUACGCAGCACUUUGCACAGUGUGUCUAUCAGAUGGCAGCUCUUUAUCAAGGUGUGGCUGACACUGGCUCCACACAAAGCUCUGUUAAACAGGAAUAUAGUAGGCCUGCUUCUAAUAACUGGGGUGCUGUGGCUGGGCUCACAUCACUGUCUUGUUCUUAUCGCUGCCAUUUUGUCAUUCAUUUCAUCAGACACAUAAAUUUUACAUUUACAGCCAUGUGUGUAAAUGACUGAACUGAACUGAAGACUGCCUGGUGACUAUUGCUUCCUUCUUGUAAAUUUAGUCAUGCGUUAAAACACAUAGGCUGGUGUGAUGAUGCUGGUGUUUGUAUUUCUUUGAUAUGAGCCAUGGAGGAAAAGUUGACAUUGUUGUUUAUUGGGAUUGUUAAAUACAUACUCAGUUACAAGCAAACCAGAGCGUUUAGACCAAAGCACCUUGUUUAACAUGACAGGAAUUUGGUAACCUCAGGUUACAGCAGGUUAGAGACUUUUAGUUAUGGGAGAGAAGCAAGAACUUUUGUGGUCUUCAUGUAAGUUAAAAAAACAAAUAUAUAUUUUUUUUGUGUAAAUUUUUUAUUCUGCUCAACCAAGAAGGUUGGUCAGCUGUCAGCAUCAGUCUCUUCUUAUACACACAAACCCUUGCAUUUAACAGUGUAGCAUAUACACCCUUGCAUUUUUGGAGGCUGUUCCCCUUUCAUUAGUGACUCAGUUCAGUUCUUGUCUGGCAUAACAAUAUCGAGUUUGACUGACCUGCUAUAAAUAUGUUCUAAAUACUCUGCAAAAAAUACACUCUGCUAGUUGUGAACUACAUUGGUGUUAGGUGUAUGUGUCAUUUCUGGUUAGCUUACUGUAUGUGUAAUGAUAUGGUUGCAUGGAUGCUGGAUCUAAUAGGCAUCCACCCCUGUCAAUUAUCAGACUGUUGGGAGGAAGAGAGGAGAUUAUGCAUAAUUACCAACUGUGGCUGGGCCUGGGUGUUUCCUCACAGAGACAAAAAAAUGAUAAAUGGAUUUGCAAGCAGACAAAUGCUAUGUUGCUCAACUGCAUACCUGCACUGUAAAAAAUGAUCUAGGUGGUUCAACUUACAACCUUAAGUUCAAUUGCUGCCUUAAAAAUUCAGUCCUUCAGUCUAUGGGUUUGCAGUUGGACUACAAGGUUGAGCGCACAUGCCAGAAGACGAAAAAGCUUGGUAGGUUUCCAUGGAGUCUGGCUGUCCGUGUGUGUGACGGUGGAGUUGCAGUGUCCCUGCGCACCAAAAAAAGGUCUAUUGGAAAAUUUCUAGCCAUCACCAACAAUCUACAAGUGCAUAAGGUCAUGUCAUCUGAGUGCUGGGUGGAGCCCUGCAGUGAGGGCCAGGCACAGGGGACCGGACUGGAGAAGCAACAAGGGGAAGAAGUGAAGAAAGAGGAAGUGGAGGUUCCCUGCGGGGACAACCAGCCGGUAGGAAGCCUGAGGCAGGAGGAGCCAGGAAGAGAACGGCCUUCAUCACCUGACCUGGAGCAGGUCCAGAGGGUGGAGACGCAGACUCAGGAAAAAAGAGAGAGGUUUUCCCAUGAAAGCCGGGAUAGAGGGUCAGUAUCAGGGGUGUGCCUUGGGGAGCGAUACCUCCGGAGGUCCCUCCCCAGGGGCUUAUCAUCCUGCUCCUACCUGGACAGGGAGCGGCAGGUAGAGGAGCCCCGGGGGCCUGGGCCUUUCUACUUCUUCGGAGGAGCCAAUGGGGCUGAAAUAGUGAGCAGUUACUGUGAAAGCAGGGGCUGGAAGAGGAUUUACAACAAGUGCAGGGAGGAUUUCAAACUCAAGUGGUGUGAGACUAAAUCACCUGCCAACUACUGUAACUUCAGAGAAGGUGAACAGUUAGUUUACCAGAUUCCCAACAACAAGGUGCUCACCACUAAGAUCGGCCUCCUCAGCAGUCUACGUGAAUAUGAGCGGGUCAGCAGCAAAGUCAACCAUGGUCGUGGACUGAGGAGCCUGAAAAUGGAAGAGUUCAUUCCCACUACCUUCCGCAUGGAUGUGAGGGAAGAGAGAGAGGCUUUCUUUGCCCAGCAGGAGGGUGUGAGCAACAAUGAUGUGUGGAUCUGUAAGCCCACCGGUCUGAACCAGGGCAGAGGGAUCUUUCUGCUGAAGAGCCAGGAGGACGUAGCCGCCUUAAGACUUAAGCUGCAGCACAUGGAGGACAGCAAGGCCAGCAGGAACCUGCGCCACCAUCAGCCUCAGGCCCGCAUUGUCCAGUAUUACAUCCAGAGGCCGCUGCUCCUGAAGGGGAAAAAGUUUGAUGUGCGCUCUUACCUUCUGAUUGCCUGCACUGCACCUUACAUGGUCUUCUUUCGCCAUGGAUAUGUGCGACUGACCUGCAACCUCUACGACCCCAGCUCCAGCAACCUCUCUGCCCACCUGACCAAUCAGCUGACUGCUUCAUGUGUCUCUGGUCCCCCUGCUGUCCUUCUCCAGUACAUGCAGAAGAAGAACCCCCUGUACAGCCAGCUAAAGGAAGACACUGUGUGGUCCAUGGAGAGCUUCAACACCUACGUCAAUGACAGGUUUUGGGUUGCCAAGGGUCUGCCCAGGGACUGGGUGCUGGGGGCCUUUGCAAAGCGCAUGCAGCAGAUCAUGACACAGUGUUUCUUGGCAGUCAAAUCCAAGUUAGACUGUCGGCUGGGCUUCUUUGACUUGAUUGGCUGUGACUUCAUGGUUGAUGAGGACUUCAAGGUGUGGCUGCUGGAGAUGAACUGUAAUCCAGCUCUCCAUACGAACUGUGAGGUGCUGAAAGAGGUGAUACCCAGCACAGUUAUGGAGACACUGGAUUUAACUCUUGAGAUCUUCAACAAGUGUCGUCUCAGGCAGAGGAUUCUUCCUUUGGCCAGUCAGAGGGAGUUUGUGCUGCUGUACAAUGGAGUUUUUCCUCCUGGUUCAGUGUUGACCCGCAGCAAGAGCAACUCAAACAGUGAAUUAAACCCGAAAAGCACCAAAAAGACCCAAAAGACUGAACCGAGAAGAUGUAAGUCAGGGACAGUGGGCAGAAUCAUGCCCAAAGCAUCCAUUGAUAAUUCUGUGAAUGUCUCAAUGAGCAAUGAUGGAAGCAGUGGUUCAAAGUCUGACCAUUGUUCCACCACCUCCACUACCCCCUCACCUCAAAGCUCUCCGUCAAUGCAUGGACCUUCACAUUUACGCAGCAGCAGCAUACAGAACCCCAGGCCUCGGGUCGAGCUCAAGCCAAGCAAAUGCACUUUGCAUCAUCAUUUUAAGGCUGCAGAUGAAGUGAAGCACUCCAAGACUCAGCAGAAGACGAGGAUCAUUAUGUCCCUGUCAUCACCAGCACUGAGCGAAGGGAUCUCCGUCUGUGGGUCUCCAGAGACAACGACACCAUUCCUUUCUCACGCUGAACCUCCUUUGUGUGGGAACAAAUGUGAAAGAGGAGAGGAACACGAUGAAGAGGGGCUCGGAGCGGACGCACAGAGCUUAGUUUCUGAGACAAAAGAGAAACUGUGAGACAUUAUAUUAACGUCGUCAAAAAAAAAAAGAAAUCUGACAUCUGGUGCUGUUUUGCUCAGAGAAAUGCUGAUAAAUGCUUAAUGUGACAAUAAAGAAUUGAUCAGUUGA
Micropterus salmoides (largemouth bass) is the source of this 6907-nucleotide messenger RNA. RefSeq names its product tubulin tyrosine ligase-like family, member 10 (gene ttll10). The transcript has 14 exons. Bases 4313 to 6796 code for a protein of 827 amino acids. Lineage: Eukaryota; Metazoa; Chordata; Actinopteri; Centrarchiformes; Centrarchidae. Gene Ontology annotation, biological process: protein modification process. The record is from RefSeq and is a predicted model, not a curated record.